AUGAAAGUCAUAAAAGCAAGUAGUGGUGGUGAUAACGAUGAAGACUAUGAAAAUUUUAUAAAUUCAUCAGAUUUUAAAACAAUUUCAAGUUGUUUUGGAGGUUCAAAGAGUGAAAAGGUUAAAACAACAAAUGAAAAAGUGUUGGACAAGGCAGGUUUUUUGGAAGAGAUGAUGGAUUGUGUGGAGCUUGAAGAUGAACAGAUUCUGAUUUCAAAUUAUGAAGUACGCAAAAAUGCUAUUGAAGAUAAUUCAAUACUUUAUGGAAUCGCAGUAGUUUUAUCAAAUAUCACAAUGUACAGAAAAAAAUUAAACGAAACUGAAGAACAAAUUUUAAAGUUAAAGAAAUUAAGCAGUGAAAAUAACAACAAAAGUAAGAAUAGUGAUGAUAAGUUGGACCCACUAGAUGGCGAUGAACAUGUGGAUAAACGUAAUAAAAAAUUGUUAGAUCUGGCAACAGAUCGAUCAAAUCAUGGAUUGAUGGUACAACAAGGUGCUGUAAAAGCUUUAAUUCCAUUGGCAUCGAUGACAACGACGAUAACAUCGACAACUCCGGCGAAAACAACAAUGAUAGCAACAAAAGGAUCCAAAGAAAAUGUGCAACAACUUGCAAAACAAGCAUUAGAAAAAAUUGCAAUCACGAUGAAUCCAAAUCUUGUUUUUAGAGGCCUGACAAAUUUAUCUAGCACAGAUGAUGAUAUUUGA
This is a messenger RNA of Entrophospora sp. SA101, 702 nucleotides long. NCBI's taxonomy places the organism in Eukaryota, Fungi, Glomeromycota, Glomeromycetes, Entrophosporales, Entrophosporaceae. The record is from the annotation of a GenBank genome assembly.